Euleptes europaea (tarantolino) is the source of this 508-nucleotide messenger RNA. It is a transcript of the gene MED9, whose product is annotated as mediator complex subunit 9. NCBI's taxonomy places the organism in Eukaryota, Metazoa, Chordata, Lepidosauria, Squamata, Sphaerodactylidae. The record is from RefSeq and is a predicted model, not a curated record. The transcript has 2 exons. Gene Ontology annotation, molecular function: transcription coregulator activity. Bases 1 to 504 code for a protein of 167 amino acids. Gene Ontology annotation, cellular component: mediator complex. Gene Ontology annotation, biological process: regulation of transcription by RNA polymerase II.
AUGGCCGCGCCGGGGUCCGCGGCCGCCCUGGGGGGGUCCCGGGCCGAGGAGCCGCCGCCGCCGCCCCCCUCCGCGCCCCCGGCCCCCCCGGCCGCCGAGCAAGGGGGCCCGCCCCACCAGCAGCCGCCGCCGCAGCAGCCCUCGCCGGCCGAGCAGAAGCCCCCGCCGCCCCCCGCCGCCCCCCAGGCGCAGCAGCCGCCCCCCCAGCAGCCGCCCGCCGCCCCCGCCCCGCGCCCGGACCAGCAGGACGCCUCCUUCCUGCCCCUCGUGCACGACAUCAUCAAAUGCAUGGAUAAAGACAGCCAGGACGUCCACCAGGUGCUGAGCGACCUGCGCACCAAGUUCGUGGAGAUGCGCAAGCUGAUCAAGGGCAUGCAGGGCAUCGGCGUGAGCCCCGAGUGCCAGCAGGAGCAGCUCCGGAGCCUCCGCGAGCAAGUCCGGACGAAGAGCGAGUUGCUGCAGAAGUAUAAGAGCUUGUGCAUGUUCGAGAUCCCCAAGGAGUAGGGGG